UUUGCAUUUAUUUUCUUAUAAUUUGGUGAUAAAUAAAUUUUAGUUGUAUUGGUUGCACUGCAAUCAAAACUAUUUCCCCUAGAAUGUAACUAUCGGUACAUACAUACUGCAUGCGAUUGCGUGCUCGAUUUCUAAAAUGUCGAUUCCAUUCAACGGGACUCGUACGCGGUCAGCUGGAUUAAUAAGCGCAAUUGCAAAGCACUUGAGAAAUUUAACCUUAAAACCAGUUAAAUCAAUCGACAUAAAGUUUGAUCCAUUUCAUAGUAAGGCCUUGGAAGCAAGAAACUUUUUAUUUCAAAUUACAACUCCAAAGAUUAUUGCAACAAAUCCACGUUGCAAUGUAAAACCGCAUAUUGUCUCUGAUUUAUCUGAACCCACUAUUACAUUUAAUUUAUUAUGCAAAGCUGAAAAUUUGACAACUUUAAACAUUUUGGAACUUUACAAUAAACAUAUAACACCUUUGUCACCACGUGAUUCUGAAGCUGAACCUGAAGACGAAAAGAAAAAACGGAAAAAGAAGAGGCCAUUUAAAAUUAAACCAGGAAAUAAACGUAGAGGACUAUUCUUAUAA
Heterotrigona itama is the source of this 571-nucleotide messenger RNA. NCBI's taxonomy places the organism in Eukaryota, Metazoa, Arthropoda, Insecta, Hymenoptera, Apidae. The record is from the annotation of a GenBank genome assembly.